This is a messenger RNA of Podarcis lilfordi (Lilford's wall lizard), 240 nucleotides long. The record is from the annotation of a GenBank genome assembly. Lineage: Eukaryota; Metazoa; Chordata; Lepidosauria; Squamata; Lacertidae.
AUGGAUGUGCACACACUGAGUGGGACUAAAAGUGGUGCUGACAAGACGCGUUUUGAAGUAAAGAAGUGGAAUGCAGUUGCACUCUGGGCUUGGGACAUCGUGGUUGACAACUGUGCCAUUUGCAGAAACAAUAUUAUGGCUCAAGCUAACCAAGCAUCAGAUACCUCCGAAGAAUGCACUGUUGUCAACACACUGUUGGCAGGUGUGUACAUUAGACGAUCGAGAAUGGGAAUUCCAGAA